Nasonia vitripennis (jewel wasp) is the source of this 4589-nucleotide messenger RNA. RefSeq lists its product as uncharacterized. The transcript has a single exon. Lineage: Eukaryota; Metazoa; Arthropoda; Insecta; Hymenoptera; Pteromalidae. Gene Ontology annotation, molecular function: nucleic acid binding. The record is from RefSeq and is a predicted model, not a curated record. The coding region runs from base 1 to 3813 and encodes 1270 amino acids. Gene Ontology annotation, biological process: DNA integration.
AUGAGUGCUGUUGUUUUGAUUAGAGAUGCCGAUGGGGCGUACAUAGAGGCUCGCGCGCUCCUGGACACGUGUGCAAAUGCGAACUUUAUGACCGCGGAUUUAGCUAAACGAUUGCGUCUCCCUACUAGGCCUUGCUCGAUUCCGAUCGGAGCAAUUAACGACGUGCGAACUACCACGAAACAUUGCGUCGAUGCCCAAUUUAAAGCGUUACAUUCGGACUUUAAUAAGCGUUUAACUUUCCUCACCGUUCCCAACAUAACUAGCGUCACUCCGGAGGAACCGUUUCCUCGCGAUUCGAUCAGGCUACCCAAGAACAUCAGGUUAGCGGACCCUCAAUUCCAUCUCCCUCGACAAGUCGACAUUUUAAUUGGUUCUGGAGCAACGUUGUCCAUGCUUUCUAUAGGUCAAGUUAACUUGUCUAGGGAAGGAAGCGAGUUAUAUCUUCAGAAGACUCAGCUAGGAUGGGUGAUCGUUGGUGGUAUUGACACCGACAAGAUUUCAACGGUGUCGUGUCAUCUUUCUCAGUUAGAAAAGCAGCUGGUUCAAUUUUGGUCUCUGGAAAAAUGCUCCAGUCCGGUUGAGCAGGCUGACGACAGGUUAGAAUGCGAGAAGUGGUAUGUCGACACCACGGUUCGACUGUCUGACGGACGGUACAUGGUGAGAUUGCCGUUUCGGAAAAAGGACCCGGUACUAGGGGACUCGAGGGCGCAAGUUCUCAAGCGGUUCCGGGGAUUGGAACGGCGAUGCAGCCGUUCGUCCGGCAUGAUGGAAGAAUUCAGUCGUGUCUUUCAGGAAUAUCUCGAUUUGGGUCAUAUGUCUUUGGUGGUCGACGAGAAUGACUCGGAAUAUUAUCUUCCAUUCUUGAUUGUCGUUAAGAUUUUGAGCCUUACUACCAAGUUUCGAGUCGUUUUCGACGCAUCCGCUAAGUCGUCGUUAGGUGUGUCUUUAAACGAUCUGUUGUACGUUGGACCUACGAUUCAGGACAAACUUUACGUUCAUCUGGUAAGGUUUCGAUCGCAUAGGUACGUUCUCACUGCUGAUAUUGAAAAGAUGUAUCGGCAGAUACUUAUCCAUCCCGAGGAUCGCCGAUACCAACGCAUUUUCUGGUAUCGCGACGGGAAACUACAGGUGUACGAGUUGAACACAGUUACGUUUGGCGUAUCUUCUGCUCCAUAUUUAGCGAUUCGAACUAUUCAUAGGCUCGCGAACGACGAAAGCGCGCAAUACCCCCGAGCGGCCGAGAUUCUCAAGAGGGAUAUGUAUGUAGAUGAUCUGCUGACAGGCUCAGAUUCUUUAGAUGAGAUUUUGAAGGCGCGUGAUGAGAUAAUCACCGUCUUAAAGCAUGGUGGAUUUAACAUCCGGCAAUGGGCUUCUAACCAUAACCAUGCAUUAGAUAAUUUAGAUGAGAAGGUUCUGAGCUUGGCACCAGAUGGCGAGGACGCGGUUUUAAAAACAUUAGGCGUUUCCUGGGCCUCUAAACGCGACGAAUUGGCUAUCGUAGUCAAGCCCGUAGAAAUCCCCCCUAACGUAACUAAACGCGUAAUCUUGUCGGAGAUUGCGAAGAUUUUCGACCCAGUAGGUUUAGUAGGACCGGUAGGUUUGCACGCGAAGUGGAUCAUGCAGGAAUGUUGGAAGGAGAAAGUUUCUUGGGACGAAUCAGUUCCACAGAGUUUGUUUACGCUUUGGAUGGACUUCGCGAGUCAGUUGUCGUCUCUCUCCAGCGUUUCUGCACCACGCCAUGUAGUUUGCGUUAAUCCCUCGCGCAUAGAAAUUCACGGUUUCAGCGAUGCGAGCAAAAAGGGCUACGGCGCUUGCCUGUACGCUAGGUCCACCGAUAAAGACGAAAAGAUCACUGUACGAUUGAUCUGCUCCAAAUCUAGAGUCGCCCCUUUGAAAGAGCAGACUAUUCCCCGUUUAGAAUUAUGCGGAGCCGUGAUCCUUGUAAGACUUCUUUUAGAAACUCUUCCAGCUUUAGAAUUUUCCAUUGACCGGAUCGUUUUAUGGUCCGAUUCCACUAUAGUCUUACAUUGGUUACGGAAAUCCCCGCAAGAUUUGAAGCUAUUCGAAGCUAAUAGAGUACGCGAAAUUCAAGAAUUAGGAGAGCGCGCCAGUUGGCGAUACGUCCCUACCCAACACAACCCAGCUGACGCUUUAUCCCGCGGGCAACUCCCGAAAGAAUUCCUGCGAAACGAAACGUGGUUUACCGGGCCUACCUGGCUACGGCAAACGGAGGCUUCAUGGCCCGCGAACAUCGUCGAAUCGUCUCCGGAUAUACCCGGAUUGAAAAAAGGAGUCUGUCUCUUCGUCGACAGUGCUAAGGAUCGCAUGUUCCUAUCGCGUUUUUCUAAUCACCGCAUGAUGCUUAAUAUCGUUGCAAUAUGCUUACGAUGGCUUCCUUCGGGCCGACAGUACCGAGGAGAACCCAUCACGGUCGCGGAGAAACGCGAUGCUGAAACCCGCGUGUUUCGAAGCAUUCAGCAGGACGCGUUUUCCGAUUCAAUUGCAUGCUUGACGAAGGGUAUUCAGGUGAAGGGGUCGCAUAUUGCGGCACUUAACCCGUGUUUGGACGCGAAUGGAGUUGUACGUGUGGGAGGACGUCUGAAGAAUGCAGAUAUCCCUAUAGCUAGUAAACACCCCAUACUAUUGCCUUCAAGGAAUCAUGUCACGGACUUGAUCAUCCGUGAAGCUCACGAGUCGAACUACCACUCCGGUGUUCAAAGCACUCUUUUCUAUUUGCGACAACGUUUUUGGUUGAUUGACGCAAAAAAUCAGGUUCGUCAUGUCAUCCGCGAGUGUGUCACGUGUAUUAGGCACAAGCCCCCUCCAAUUCACUGCAAGAUGGCAGAUCUCCCGACCGCUAGGGUCACCGAAUCUCACGUUUUUUCUCACGUAGGCGUAGAUUUCUUUGGUCCCCUUUCCAUUAAAGAGAAAAAGCGAUAUAAUCGUACAGCCCUCAAGGCGUAUGGGUGCGUUUUCGUAUGCAUGGCCACAAAAGCGGUGACCAUAGAGAUAACCAGCGAUUUGACCACCGAAGGUUUCCUAGGCGCGUUCGCUAGAUUCGUAGGACGUAGAGGUAUUCCCCAGCAUGUAUACUCCGACAACGGGACCAAUUUCGUUGGGGCCAACAACCAGCUUAGGGAACUUUUCGCACUCCUCAAUUCAGAAGAGUUCAAAUCUAAGGUGAAUGCCAAAGCUCUUUCGUUAGAUAUUCAAUGGCAUUUUAACCCGCCCUUAUCUCCGCAUUUUGGUGGUUUAUGGGAGGCCGCGGUAAAAUCAUUUAAGCAUCAUCUCAAACGCGUAGUGGGUGGGCAACUUCUCACAUUUGAAGAGCUCUAUACUCUCGUGAUAGAGAUAGAAGCAAUUUUAAAUUCUCGACCCCUCUGGUCAAUCUCUGCCGACCCCAAUGACCCAAUAGCGUUAACCCCAGCUCAUAUUCUGAUAGGUAGGCCUAUUACAGUUCUGCCAAGCGCUGAUUUAACAUCUAUUCCAGAUAAUCGACUGUCCAUUUGGAAGUUCAUCACCAAAGCCCGACAGGACUUCUGGAAGCGGUGGCAUUUGGAAUAUCUCCACGAGCUCCAGCAGCGUCAAAAAUGGCAUGACUCUACUGGAGAACUACGGAAAGGAAUGGUCGUCAUCCUCAUCGAUAAAAAUCAGCCUUGUACGCAGUGGCAGCUGGCAGUCGUUCAAGAGGUGCACCCGGGAACCGACGGACUCGCUCGAGUCGCCACCGUUAGAACUUCACGAGGGACUCUGAAGCGGAACAUCACUCAGCUGUGCCCUCUUCCCACGUCUUCAACGGAAGAAGCUGAAUGAAUUAUAUAUAUUUACACUCACAUACAUACACACUCAAUCACAUGUACAACCGUCGAAUGUACACCCUCUCGAACGAUGAUUUCGUUUGCUCGUGUUACUCGCAACGGGGGGAGAAUGUUCCGUCGAGACCCGAGGUGUAAGUUCCGCCGUGAAAACGGUGUCGAGCGAACUCAGCGAGGUCGACGUAGAGCAUGUGGCUCCAUCUCCCGUGCUCGAGUUGAACAAGCGGAGUCGCGACUUGCCGCGCUCGCCGGCAGCGCCGCCGGCCUCGUGUCGCGCGCGGCCGGACGAGCGCCGAGUCAGUUGACGAUAAGACGCCAAGCUUGACAGCUCGUGCAGUCAAACUAGCGAACGAUCGAACGACACUUUGGCUCUUGCGAAUUCGUCCGUACUUCCAUCGAGUGUUUCUGGUGCUGGUGCUUGUGCUACUCUCUCUCUCUCUCUCUAUCUCUCUCUCUCAUUCUCUCUAAAUCUCUCUCCUUCGUCUCUUUCGCUGCCUGCUACUCGCGUUCGGCUCGCGCCCGGUUCCGCGAAUCGUAUCUCGCGCGCGUCGAAACGUGCAAGUCGGUAGAACUGCGCUACCGACUUGAGUCUGUGGAACUGCGCCGCUGACACGAAGCGAAGAUUCUCUCUGAGAAUCGCACGAACACGACACACAUUCUUCUUUUUCUUCGCAGCUUGUAAAAUAUUCGAGAGGGGUUUUAUGCCUCACGGCUUUCCCCUCUCAAUUUGAGCGCGAUUAAAUACUUUCGAUUUUCGCUCAAUCGACUUCUUUA